Molecule: messenger RNA, 9224 nt
Organism: Colletes gigas
Lineage: Eukaryota; Metazoa; Arthropoda; Insecta; Hymenoptera; Colletidae
Gene: Dll
Product: homeotic protein distal-less
Exons: 5
Coding region: 1110-2333 (407 amino acids)
Biological process (GO): regulation of transcription by RNA polymerase II
Molecular function (GO): DNA-binding transcription factor activity, RNA polymerase II-specific; RNA polymerase II cis-regulatory region sequence-specific DNA binding
Source: RefSeq, a predicted model, not a curated record
GCCGCGCGGUGUGCACUGCAGUUACUGGGCCAGGCGCGCGUGUGUGCUCUUCUCUCUUCCUCGUCGUCCGAUCUCGUCCGUUCUUCUUUGCUUCUUCUUCUUCUUCUUUCUCUCUACGCUGGCCGGGCGUAUCGUCGCGGCCGUUCUCGUCGUCACCAGGUCGGGCAUCCACGAUGCUCCAUCGCGAAUAAUCACCGCGACGCGCGUGUAAAAAGCACUUGCUGGUUGCUGAUCGAGCGUGCGCGCGCGCGCACGCGUGUGUCAUCGGCGACGUGCAAUUAAAUCAGGGCUACGCAGUUCUCGCGAGUGUGCUGUCACCAGUGGCCACCGACAGAUUAUCGGUUCCCGUCGGAGAAGCUGGACCGACUCCGAUUGUCCAGGAUCGAUCAGCCGCGUACCAACGGUCAGUGCCGCGACCGUGGCGCGUAUCCGUCGACGGAACGUCAUCCGCGGGUCAAAACAGUGACGGCGACGUUUCCAUCGGCGAUCGGGAAGAAGAUCGGUCAGUGAAAAGAACCGGUACGCGUCGAUGGACAGUUCGAUAUCGUCCAGCGACGUACGAAGCUACUCGUGGCUGACUAUUCUGUGCGGUUGUCGAGCAACGAUCCUUGGAUUCCCGUCGCGAACAGCUACGCGGGUGAAGUGCUUAGUGAUCUGACAAUAGCAAACUCGAACUCGAACGCGAAGGAAUUCAGAAACAGUGAACACGUGUGAUCGUGUGGAUGAUCCUACGUCUAUCCCAACAGUGAUACACCCAGGACGAACGAGAGGACUAGUCCCGCAACGAUCGGACAAAUCUUCGUGAAUCAAAUGUCGACCGUUCGUAUCUCCAAGUCCAGGACGCCGUGCCCGUAGUCAGUAUCCACGGUCGACCAGCGUGAAAUAGAGGCCCCAAGAUUCGGGCCCCGUACGGCAUUCGCGCGACGGCGGCGGCGGCGACGACGUCGUCGGCGAGUUUGUCCGCGAGAACCGUGGGCUGUGGCGGCGGCAUCGACGUCGCGACUAAGGUGGAGCGUCCGGGCAGCACGACGACGCUCAACUUCACGGACCUGGGGAGCCCAUUCGGGGCGGGCGACCCCUGUCCGUCCAGCACCCCGACCCCGAACAGCAUGUCGGGCGGCGGUGGACCGUCGGUCGGCGGCGGUGGCGGUGCUGGCGGCGGCGGAGGCGGCGGCGGCGGUUCCGACAUGGAGCAGCAUCUUCAUCACACGGGCCUGGGCUCGGUGACACCAGGACCCCAGGGUGGAAACGGCGGCGACAGCACCGCGUCCAGCACCCCGGUAUCCCAAAGCGGCAAGUCCGCGUUCAUCGAGCUGCAGCACAAUAAUCUGUACAAUCCCGCCAGCCUGCGCGGCGGUUACCCCGGCGGGCACAACGUCCCCGGUGCCCAUCAGUUCUCGCACCAGGUUGGCGCGCUGGGCCAUCAGACGUCCGGGCCCGGCAGCGGGAACCAGCAGCACGCAGAGGCAGGAUUCCCCAGUCCCAGGUCCGCGCUAGCCGGAUAUCCGUUCGCGCCCAUGCACCAGCACAACGCCUACGGAUAUCACUUGGGAUCGUACGCGCCCCAGUGCCCCUCGCCGCCCAAGGACGGUGAGUACCCUAACUACCUCUCGCCGCUGGGCGACAAGGGCGGCAGCCUCGUCGACGAGCUCGGCGGCGGUGGCGGCGGUUCCCUGAGGAACGGCAAGGGCAAGAAGAUGAGGAAACCGCGAACAAUCUACAGCAGUCUGCAGCUGCAGCAGCUCAACAGGCGGUUCCAGAGGACGCAGUACCUGGCGCUGCCAGAGAGAGCUGAGCUCGCGGCGAGCCUGGGACUCACGCAAACGCAGGUGAAAAUCUGGUUCCAGAACAGAAGGAGUAAGUACAAGAAGAUGAUGAAGGCUGCCCAGCAAGGCGGCGGUGGCGGCGGUGGGCAGCACGGCAGCCUUCUAGCCGGUGGGACCGCUCUACCCGGAGGACCAUCCCCUCAACCGGGCCAACCCGGAAGUCUCAUGCAAGGAGGAGGCGGAAGUUCCGUGUCGGGCAGUCCGACGACGGGCUACCUCGGAGGCAUGGGCGGUGGUGCAGGGGGUCACACCCCCGGUAGUUCUAGCCCCGGAAGCGAGAUGUCGCCUCAGCACAACGAGAGCCCACCCGCGCCCUCCUGGCCGGGCGAGAUGAAGCACCAUCCGCAUCCUCACGCGCCGCCACACACCCAUCACCACCCCCACACGCCGGGACACCAUCCACCGCCGCCUCCGCCACCGCCACAUCACGCGAGUUACAUGCCACAGUACUCCUGGUACCAGGCGGAUCCUAAUCCCGCACUACUCACGGUGUGGCCGGCGGUUUAACGAAGAUGUCCUUCGAGCUGUGUUCAGGAGGAACCGUUUCUUCGUAGCGCCGCGGACGCGCCAGCGGCCCAGCCCCAAAGUGUGAAUACGUGUAGCACCUGUCGCGAUGGAAUUCGCGUUCGAUGUUAAUAUUGUUUCUAUUCGUUUAACAAGGGAGGCCGGCCGGUCUCCCAUGCGGCCCGUCCGUCGAAGUGAAAGAUUAAUCGCGACGUCGUGACACGUGUCCGCUAGGGAACUAAUAACGAUAAUAGUAAUUUUAGCCUCGCGCGACGAAGCACGCGAGAACGAACGAAACUCGCGGCUCGUUUCCCGAAGGAUCAAAACGUUGACGGAGAGCAAAAAUGGCUCCCGGUCGACGGCAUCAACGGAAACGAGGAGCGUCGACCACGACUCGCGCGAGACAAACCCCUCCUUUCCCACCACCCCGGAGACGCCGGAAGAUCUCGUUCCCAUACCUAGACGUUGCAAUCAUUUCGUCCGUCCUCGCGAUGGAACCAGGACGCGCUCUAUGCUGCCUCUUUUCUCGCGAUCGAGUACAAAUUCAACGAAUACAAAGUCGAUCUUAAAUGGGUUUUUAAUCGCACGACGGCCGGUCACGCUAGGAAACGUAAACAACGGGUCGAUCGAUGGCAAGGAACGAGGCAGCAUCGCUAGAAGUCGAACGAUCGCGAACGAUUACGCACUCCAACGGGACAAUCUCCUUCGUUAAAUGUCAAGAUGGCGGUCGGUCUCUCGAAACCCCGGCGAACGAUUAUCCGGAGAGGACGAGGGAUAUUUUCGCCACCUAGCCCUGCUACCCCGGGGGUCCGUCACGAGACCCGCGUCCCCCCGUCCCCGUUUGCCUUGGUAAAUGUCAAUCGUCGACGACGUUGGAUCGGGUCUUCGGGUCACUUCGCGCUGGAAGCUGGAUCUACGCGGAUCGAACGACGACGAAACGAGCGCCACGGAGAGGCGGAGAACGGAAAAGGGUAACGCGAACACGAACACGAACACGAACACGGGGGGCGACGAGUGGGGGACGCCAUUGCAUAAACUUCGUCGAGCCGUUCCUCGAGGCGGUCGAGGCGGGCAACGAAAUCCUAAUGACAUUUUCGUGAGUCGAAUGAUCUCGGCGAUCACGGUGGCGCGACGUAAUCACCGGGUCCCUCCUGUUCGGAUGGGGCAAUCGACGCGGGGACCCAACUCCGAGAUGGAGACGCGCGCGAAUCGUACGGGAGGAGUGGACACACGAUUCGUAACACGUUCGCACAGGUAGCUUUCUUCGCGGAGUUUCGUAUAUUUCAAAGGGUACGGCGAGGUACCAUAAUUAUUCGUGGUCGCUUUUUUUAACGCAGCCAAUAUCAGGGACUACGCCAACGCCCGAAGGCUCCGCUGAUUUCAACCAAAAUUUCGUCGAGAUUCAUAGAUUUUCAUUUCUAAAAUAUUUAAAUUGCCGAAAGUUUUUGAACUCGUAGAUUAUAGUCCCUUGGUUCGGGACAGAAUUUUUCCGUCUGGCUGAACAUCGAGAGCAUUUUGCUUUAUAUCUUUGUAAUUGUUUCAUCAGUAGAUUCGGUGAGGCUUUUUUGAUGAAAAUGAGUACAAAUACGAUCAGAUUCGAAUCAAUUGUUCAAAUCGCGUGUUGAACGAAAAAUUUUUGAAUUUCAAAAAUAGAAGCGUCUCCGAAUAGGGUUUUGUUUGGGCUCGUUUUAAUUGGGAAAACAUCAUCGAUCCAUCGAUGAUGCUCUCAUAAAGAUAUAAUGAAAAAAUUGAUCUGAAAAAAGUCGUCAUCAAAGGAGGAACAUACAUUUUUGUUACAUAUGGAAAGGUAAAAUUAUUGAAUUGAUAUUUUUGCGCGUAUUAUACGGCGGCGAGUCGUUGUCUUCAAUUUAUUUCAAGCAAUAUCUUAGAGGCACAUCUUUUUCAACGUCCCCUUGCUUCUCAUCACAUUUAGUGUCGCUCAAGAUUUUUAUUAUUUGUGAAUGAAUUGAUUUUUUGUUAACAAGCAGGUUAAAUCGUUUCAAAUUUGCCAACAUCUGACUAGAAUUGCUGCAUUGGUCUACGAGUUAUCGCGGAAACUAAAUUAAAAUACACUAAUUUUGUCUGUAGAAACGAUAAAACGUUCCUAGAAGUUGAUAGUUUGAAAGAACAUUGUCGCAAGAACUUGUACAUAUUUUUCAGUUUUGUUUGAACGAUGACAUGAAAUUUCGAUCCACGUGCCAACUGUUCCUUUAUUAUCUCGCAAGGCUAAAAUAUAUCGUGCGUGCAAUGUGUAAUUAUGUCGAAUCUUCUGCGAAAACUGUAGAACGCGACACCUGUCAACAUUGAAAAUUCUAGUACUCGAUCUCUUUUUGAUUCGAUAAUCGAUCUGUUACAGAAAAAAAUGGAAAAACUAUAUUGAAAUCACUGGGAAGCAAAUGGUUUACUUCGUUCAGUAAAGUCACUAACACUUUUUGAUUAAAAAUGCAAGUUACAUAUAUAUAUUUUUUAAUUUUUUUUCGCAAAGUGUCAACUUGUAUUAAACUAUUAAUAUUCUUAUACGCGUAAGAAAUAUAGAAAUAGGGGUAAAAUUGCUUCCACUCUGUUUUAAAAUGUGUGAACUUCGAUGUACUAAACGAAUCGUUUAAAGGGGUUGAAUUCACGAAGACCUUUCGAUCGAAUUUCAAAUGUGGAAACAUUCUUCGUGUCCACUGCCUCGCUGAUCCGACUGGAACAAAGGUUUCGAUUGAAGAAGUAAUAAUUGUCCUCUGUAGCUUUCAUAAUUCAUAAUUUUGUUCUUUCAAGAUCGACGUAAGAGUGUACCAAACGUACCUAUUUCGUUGAAAUCGAUUAAGUUUCAAACGAAUCGCUUAUCUGCAUCGUAAGGAACUGUGCACAAACCUGAGAACCUAUAAGAAAGAUUUUACAAACUAUAAUUACUGGUUUCCAAGCACGCUGCUGGGUAUCUGCGCAAACGUCAAAUCGGUCAGUUGCGGCAUGGUACACAUUUGCAUGCAUUUCAGGAGUUAUUUCCUUAACCGCGUCUCUUCUAUUUCUUUAUGUAAGUCGCGUAGUAACACUUUCUCUUCGGAGACGAACGCAAGAUUCUGUGAAUUGUUUUGCUUCGGAUACGCAACCUGUGGGAUGCGUUUCAAAAUGAUAAAUUCUUAUGCCCCAGAAACAUUAACGAACGGAUUCGAUGCCCCGUUGUACUCUAAAAAAGAAUUUAAACGCAUUUAACAUAAAUGUUGUUGUAAAUAGUCGUUCGAAACUUACCUUAUGUCGUAAAAAUUAAUAAACGUCGUUGCCAUUUAAAUUCUUUUAAUGAAAACAAAAUUGAUUGAACUGUCUAUUGCAUAAUAUACAAUUUGAAUGCAUUAUUUGAAUCUAAAUUUUAACAUGGAAUUAUUUUUCUCAUUCAAAGAAUACAAACUUUUCUCAGUAAUAGAUGGGUGACAUAAUAAAGAUGAAUACACAAUGUUUUUGGUACCGAAGAGUCGAGAAGACUGCCUCUAGAUGGAAUUCACAUUUACCGAUCAGGAUGAAAGUACAAUUUAUGGACGAAAAAAUAUUCCCUCGCAUCGUGAACAUCACUCAGAGGCGUUCUUUAUAGCUUCUUGCAGUACAUUCGUGCAUGUGCAUCGUUGUCCUUGAAAAUGGCCAGUACGUCGUCUCUGAUAAUGGCCAGUAACAGAAGCCAUAAACGCAAGAAUUUACUGUUCGAUAAUCGUAUAACAGCGUUGCACUAUCGUAUGCUUCACAAUUAUCGUUCAAACAGUAGUAUCAAUUAUAGUUGUACGAAUUAUUACGCACGAAAUUUCUAGAAAGUUUAAUCAAAGUUCUAAUGGUUUUUCUUUUUCGAGUAAAAUGGCGCCCGUUGCGUCAGAAGCGCCACGCUGUCGCAAAGGAAUGCACUCGAUUUCAAAAUGGUGGCAAAAAAUCGCAGGUAUCGUCGAUCUGGAAAUUAUGUUUCGCUUUGGUAAUCGUUAAACAAAUUAACUUUCGAAACGUGUAAUAUUUUCUGGGUCUAAUGAUAGUCGAGUGGCGGACGAGUUAGGAUAAAAUUCCGUUUGGGGCACGCAUCAUCCACUACGGAGCGCUCCGGGGUAUCCGUGAAACCUUUCGUGUUUUACGCUGUUUUUACUGUUUUCCCGUCGGCCAUGCUGCGUCACCUUUGCCAUCUUGCAUCCCGCGAGCGUCAGCUAGCUUUCAAAGAGACGCCACGAAACCGCAAAAAAGACGGUUGCGGUUUGCGACCACGGGAAACUGGGAGGGCCAGCGAGCCCCACCGCUGACCCAAAUCCUUCAGCGUGUCGGUGCAACAAUGGUCGUCUCAUGAGAACGCGGUCUCGCGCGGUCCCUCCACUUCCUGAUUCUGCCCUCUUUCACGAAACCCGCGGAAACUAAGUACGUCUAAAGGAUUCCUUUCGAAAGGACGUUCUUUCUCGACCGGAAUCACCAUUUUCUAAACGAGCAUCAGAAAUUGGUCUGCAUUCGUUUAACAACCGGAGUCACAGAGUCAGAGACACAGAUGACGAAACGACAAUUUACUCGUCACGUUUUCUCGAUAGAACAAUCCGCUGCCCCUUAUCCCACAUUUUUAUCUAGAUUGAGAUUUUACCAUUCACGGUACGAUUGGAUCGUUUACAAUAAUUUUGUGCGCAUUAAGAUCGAAGAGGUUAACUUUUGCGAGGGUAUACAAUUUUUUUUAGUAUUUUUUUCUGUGGAAAGAGACCUUCGUGAAUGUCGUUCCAUAGAACUGUCUGAACGAUAAUUAUGAAUUUUGUAGCCCACUGGGAAAUUUCAAAAUACAAGUUUUUGAACGUUAUCGAGGAUCGACGAAGUUGCGUUCCGGUACUUCCCCCGAGUUCUAUCAAAAUGACGAAGCACUCCGUGGUAGGUAGGCUCAGGAAUUAAAGAAUUGGUUAACUAGGGGAUGAUGAGAACCCAAUCGAGUUUUUAUUUAACCCUUUAUAACCCAAAUUAUACGAACACCAAUGACGUGGUAUAAAUUGAAAAAUAAAUAUUAGCAAAUACAAUUCUCCAAGUGGUACCCAAUAUAAAAAAUCAUUCGAUCCUACUUUAACAAAAGUAGUUAAUUUUUCCUAUAAUCCAAAUUAUACGACGACCAAUAACGUGGUGUAAAGUGAAAAAUAAAUUUUAACAAAUACAACCCUUCAAGUGGUACCCAAUAUAAAAAAUCAUUCGAUUCUACUUUAACUAAAUUCUAUAAUAGGGUAAAUUUUUGUUGAUUUAUAAAAACAAGAACUGUAUUCCUACAAUAUAUUCUGACUGACCCUAUCCCAGACCUAACCCUCCAAGUUGUAUCCAAUACAAAAAAUCAUUCGAUUCUACUUUAACAAAAUUCUACAAUAGGGUAAAUUUUUGUUGAUUUAUAAAAAUGGAGGCUGUGUUACCACAGUAUAUUCUGAUUGAUUUAAUUGGGCUUCGAAAACGUAGACGACAGGGUUUCAAAGGAUUAACUCGUAGAAGGUGGAGAACGAAGGACAAUGAUCGAUCAUUCGCACGGGAUCGAUCCGGGAUUCCCGGUUCGCGGAGAACGUUCCAACUUCCAGCGCGACGAUGACGACGAUGAUUCCUCGGUGUACGCUAAUAAGUGCCGUUAGAUCCGACCGCAGAGCUGGAGAGGCGCGGAACGACCUCGGGCAAAGAGACGGGUCGCGUUUUAGAUUCGGUGCAAUAAAGAACUGCGCGCGUGUAUAAUUUAAGACGAAGCUCCCUCAGUUCCUAAAUUGCGCGCAGAGCGCGAGCGAAUUACGAAAAGAGCGUAAAACGACGCAGCUGGACGAAAGUGUUGCUCGCGUGUGCCGUUGAAUGUCCACGGAACCGUUAUCCUGCGAGUUUAUUUCCCCGUUCGAAGGUUCCGGCGAGGGCAAAACAGGGGGGGAAGAAAAAGAGGAACGAAAAAGAGACGAAAGGUUGUCGACAAACGUCUCCAACGGUCCGCAAUUUUCUGUCGUUGACGAAUCAAACGACGCCUGAGGACGCGUUCGCUUCGUUCGGCUUCGUCACGCUUUCGUCGGGUCGUUGAACAGAGACGGGCGAAAUUUUACUCGAAGAUGAGCGAACAGAAACACGGGCUACGGUGGAACGUCGAUCGAUAAAAAUAUUACUAUUGGAAAUGGUUGGUUGUCUGAGAAAACUACCGAAAUGUGUGUUUUUCUUUAAUCGUUACCGAAUUUCGUAGGACAAAUUUUUGUGCUUUUCGAGUGCUCGAUCUUUCCACUCGAAAAUAAUUUCCACCGUACGCGACAUCUGUUCGAUCGGUUUUUGAUUCCACAUUUUGAAAUUUUUGUCCAGAGAAUUUUGUCCGUCCCGUGAUCCCGGAAGACUCGACCCUUUGCAUUCGUAGGACUCUGAAAAUUAGAGCGUGUCCUCACAAAAUUUGUGAACUCGAUUUAAGCUUUGUUCGAACGAGCAUCGAGCGGAGUGCAAAGGGUUAACGCGAUGAGCGAACGCGGAACAAGCGAACGCGCUGUUUCGAAGAGGCGACAAAAAAAUAAAUGAAAAUGAAAAAAUAUGGAGAGAAAGAGUCCGUAGAGUUUACUAGCGUUACUAGUCUCGGUGCAAGCCACGGGGAUCGAUCCGAGAGCACCGUGGACAGGGCGAUCGUACCCCCGAACGCGUGUACAUAUUGCACCGGGCCCCCUCCUCCUCCCCACUCUCCCCCAAAUCCCACCCUUAGCACGUAAGCCGUAAAUGAAAAAAUUUGUGUAAAAUACGAUAUUGUGAUAAGAGUGUAAAGAAAUGGGAACGAAAGAGAGCGAGAGAAAGAGCGCGAAAGAGAGCGAGAGAGAGAGAGAGAGAGAGAGAGAAGCCAGAAAUCGUCUAUAUACAUAUAGGUUAACAACACGGCAGAUCCCAAUUUAUCAAUUUUAUCGAGUACCCUUGUACGAAUAUAGAUAUUACGAGGAC